CCCUACAUAUGUUGCAGUGGCGGACGCAUCCUGACCCUUAAAAAUCUUCAUUUUUUGCAUCUCCUCUAUCUUUCUUUCUAAUGUUCUGAUCAUGGAAUCUCUAGCCGUUUCCCACCGCAGGAUUCCGUCGGGUCUCCGAUUAGCUGCACCGCUCUCGGUGAACUGUAAUGGCAGGAUCUCAAGGUUAAGGUCCAGCUCCUUCACCCCGGUCGGCUCCAGCUCGCGUGCCCUUACUCUUAGAUGCUCGGCUCAGAGGCCUCCGUCAUUAGUCGCCAAUUCGAAAGACUUUUUCGAAGCUUCCAAGAAGGGGAACUUAAUUCCUCUAUACCGAUGCAUAUUCUCUGAUCAUCUGACUCCGGUCCUCGCAUACCGAUGCUUGGUGAAGGAAGAUGAUAGAGAUGCUCCAAGCUUUCUGUUUGAGUCUGUGGAACCUGGUGCGCUGGGUUCCAAUAUUGGGCGGUAUAGUGUGAUUGGAGCUCAGCCAACAAUAGAAAUUGUGGCAAAAGAGAAUAUGGUUACAAUUAUGGACCAUGAGGAAGGGACCAGGACAGAGGAGAUUGUGGAUGAUCCAAUGACUGUUCCACAAAGAAUUAUGGAAGGAUGGAGGCCCCAACUCAUCGAUGAACUUCCAGAAGCAUUUUGUGGUGGGUGGGUUGGUUACUUCUCAUAUGAUACUGUGCGCUUUGUGGAAAGGAAAAAGCUGCCCUUUGCUAGUGCCCCCCCAGAUGACAGGAACCUUCCUGAUGUUCAUCUUGGCCUCUAUGAUGAUGUGAUUGUGUUUGAUCAUGUGCAGAAGAAAGCAUAUGUGAUUCACUGGGUGCGAAUGGAUCGAUAUUCUUCCACUGAGGAGGCAUUCAAUGAUGGAAUAAACCGUCUGGAAACUUUGGUAUCCAGAGUACAUGAUAUAAUUUCCCCAAGGCUUCCUGCAGGUUCAAUAAAGUUAUCCACUCAUCUCUUCGGUCCUGAAUUGGAAAUGUCAAGCAUGACAAGCAAAGAAUACAAGGAGGCAGUAUUGCAGGCUAAAGAACAUAUCCUGGCAGGUGAUAUUUUCCAGAUUGUAUUGAGUCAGCGAUUUGAACGAAGGACCUUUGCGGAUCCAUUUGAAGUUUAUAGGGCACUCAGAAUUGUCAAUCCUAGCCCAUAUAUGACUUAUUUACAGGCUAGAGGGGCUAUCCUGGUUGCUUCGAGCCCAGAAAUUCUUACGCGCGUGAAGAAGAGAACGAUCACUAAUCGACCCCUUGCUGGUACUGUUCGUAGAGGGAAAACACCCAAAGAAGAUUUUAUGCUGGAAAAAGAGCUUUUAAAUGAUGAGAAGCAAUGUGCUGAGCACAUUAUGCUAGUUGACUUGGGAAGGAAUGAUGUUGGAAAGGUCUCCAAACCUGGUUCUGUUAAGGUUGAAAAGCUCAUGAACAUUGAGCGAUAUUCCCAUGUUAUGCACAUAAGCUCAACUGUUACUGGAGAGUUACUUGACAAUUUAACUAGUUGGGAUGCCCUGCGUGCCGCAUUACCUGUUGGGACUGUUAGUGGAGCACCAAAGGUGAAAGCCAUGGAAUUAAUAGAUCAGCUAGAAGUCACAAGGCGUGGGCCAUAUAGUGGUGGAUUUGGAGGCAUUUCUUUUUCCGGCGACAUGGAUAUAGCCCUUGCUCUGAGAACCAUAGUCUUCCCAACGAGUACUCGUUUUGACACCAUGUUCUCAUACAAAGAUGCAAACAAGCGCCGAGAAUGGAUAGCUCACCUCCAGGCUGGGGCUGGAAUCGUGGCAGACAGUGAUCCCACAGAUGAGCAGAGAGAGUGCGAGAAUAAAGCUGCUGCUCUUGCCCGUGCCAUUGAUCUUGCCGAGUCUUCCUUUGUAGAGAAAUGAUAAAGAUUUCAUCCCCCUCGAUGGUUCCAUUGCAAAUAGAGGAAAGUUCCUCGUGUUUGCUUUUGUAUCUUGUGGUUUAAACUGAAAAUCGAAACCAGUUCGUUCUCCUACCUUAUGAAAGCUUCUCUUCAUCCUUCUUUUUGGAAAGACUGAUCACAGGUUUUCUUUCUUGCUGGAACUCUGGAUAGCCAUCACAAUACAGUUUUCGUUUAGAGUUUUUGGUCCCCUUUUUGAUGCAGCAAUGGUGGUGAUGGCCAUAAGAGCACGUCUUUUCUAUUUUCCAGGAUAUAUGUAAUGAUUCUCUACAUAGCAGCAUGUAACUGGAGACCACUAUUAAUGGACUGUUCAGAAAUACAAUUGUUCUUAGAUAUUUUCAUUCUA
Carya illinoinensis is the source of this 2242-nucleotide messenger RNA. RefSeq names its product anthranilate synthase alpha subunit 2, chloroplastic. The transcript is spliced from 11 exons. The record is from RefSeq and is a predicted model, not a curated record. The coding region runs from base 92 to 1861 and encodes 589 amino acids. Gene Ontology annotation, biological process: L-tryptophan biosynthetic process. Gene Ontology annotation, molecular function: anthranilate synthase activity. Lineage: Eukaryota; Viridiplantae; Streptophyta; Magnoliopsida; Fagales; Juglandaceae.